GACUCCAUUGACCUCAACACCGCCAUCGCGGAGGCCCAGAAGAGCUGUGUCGAGGGCGGGAUACCUGUUUGCGCUGCCCUAGUGCGUCACGGUACCUUGAACGACGCACCGAAGCCGGUUACGUACAGGAAUAAGGAUUGCAUCCAGGAAGCUUCCGCGACGUUGCACAAGAAUAUCCCGUGUCUCGAAAAUGCGAUGAGAUAG
Messenger RNA from Phanerochaete carnosa HHB-10118-sp, 204 nucleotides. RefSeq lists its product as uncharacterized. NCBI's taxonomy places the organism in Eukaryota, Fungi, Basidiomycota, Agaricomycetes, Polyporales, Phanerochaetaceae. The transcript has a single exon. The annotation marks the transcript as partial. The record is from RefSeq and is a predicted model, not a curated record.